Phaeodactylum tricornutum CCAP 1055/1 is the source of this 1231-nucleotide messenger RNA. RefSeq lists its product with no specific name. The transcript has a single exon. The record is from RefSeq and is a predicted model, not a curated record. NCBI's taxonomy places the organism in Eukaryota, Bacillariophyta, Bacillariophyceae, Surirellales, Neidiaceae. Bases 201 to 815 code for a protein of 204 amino acids.
CAGAGCUCCGGAAUGAAGGACUGAUGGCAAUCGGUUGCCGGCAUUCUUUGUGUAGUUUUUGGGCAAGAGUAGCUAAAUCACGCCUAAAUAAUCCACGUUGACAAGUAUAAUUGUCCACAAUCGGGCGUUGCGGCUGUGCAGGGUCGUGCAUGUGUCUCCCUAUCUCAACCGCUUGUUCCAGCAUCUCGUGAAAUCAGACCAUGCAACGCGACUACGUAAUCCUACUUCACGUCUUGCUGGCCUUUUGGAUCCCGACGCAGGGGUUCUUGUUUGUUCGUAGGUCUUUAGCUUUCUACCGAAAAGGACAUGAACCCAUCACGUUUUGCAACCCGAAGGAAGAGUCUGAGCGGAAUCUGACACUCGCAACAAAACUUCACCAGAAAGCAGAAGCGCUCCGGGAUGAGGCCGAAGCCUUGAAAUUAGAACUUCAAAACGCCAAGCAGGAAAAGCUGAACAAAGAAGUAGCACGAGUGGAGGCCUGGAUUGAACAUCUACUCAUUAAACAAACUGUUGACAAAAACACGGAGCUGUUGUAUUCAGUGGAAGAAGUGAUGCCUCUUCUCAGGGACGGACGCUUUUCUCAGGAGCAAGUCCAGAAAAUGUUUGAUCGAAUUUGUGAAAGAGGGCCACCCCAGAGCCGGAGCAAGUGUUCCCCCAUCUUGGCAUUGCUGGUUGAUGCUGCGGGCAAGCUCGACGAGCUCGAUCGAGAGGAAAAUCCUAACAAACGAUGGAGCGGUGUCGUUGAGAGAAAGUUACGAAAGAAGCUAUUUGCUAUGGAUUGGAACAUAGACUUGGAAGCGGAAAACAAGGAAUGAAUACGUUCCUUUCGUGAAAGGAUUCUCAACCGAAUGCUCUACUCCCCUACAAUGGGAGCCCACUGAGGUGAUCACGUUUGCCCUUUUGUGCCUUAGCAGCAGUGAUAGCAAGAUAGCUCUCUUUCCGUAAUUCCCUGAGCAUGUUUUUGCGGUUCUAGCUCAAAAAAGCAGCCACAGUGGUUUCGUUUACUCAGAGGAUCCGGACUGGGGAACUCCUACUUGAAGAGAAUUGCACAGAGGUACAGAUUUGGCUCUUAGCGCUCCAGUAUUUCUGCUACUUGUACGAUUCAAAGUACUGUAGCGAGCAAAAUGUUUGUUGGGCAAAAGAAAGCGGGAGCCGAUGUAGAAUACAUCACUUAUUCUAGUGAGGUUUCAAAGGUGAGAUAUAUCGUAAAAAUUAAAAGCUGAAUGAAUCU